Messenger RNA from Erpetoichthys calabaricus (reedfish), 3407 nucleotides. RefSeq names its product malectin (gene mlec). The transcript has 5 exons. Bases 503 to 1333 code for a protein of 276 amino acids. Gene Ontology annotation, cellular component: membrane. The record is from RefSeq and is a predicted model, not a curated record. Gene Ontology annotation, molecular function: carbohydrate binding. NCBI's taxonomy places the organism in Eukaryota, Metazoa, Chordata, Cladistia, Polypteriformes, Polypteridae.
CACUGCAGUUCCCGUGUGACACAUUAGUCACUUACGGUUAUUUUAAGUAACGAGCCAAAUGUCCUAUAACCCCGGACUGUUCUAUCUCCGCCUCAUUACUGUUAUAGCAGAUGCCUUCUACUCGGCUUCCUUCAUCAUGUGGUAAAACAAUGACGUGUCUGCAUUCCCUUUUCCGCAUUCUGUUUAGCGACUCCUCCUCCCUCCAGCCAAUGAACAGCCUGCCAUUUCUGCGCAACCUAACAUAUCCUUGAACCGCCUUCCCCAUCCUCGCCCAUUGGCUCUGCCUUUGAGCCGUGUCAUUCUAAACGAGCUAAAUUCGAAUACUUCGCUCGCCGUUUGCGCCUAGAUUGGGCUGCCCAGUUUAUUGACGUGUAAUAAGGAGGCAGGGUGAGCACGGUGAUUGGAUAGAGUUACAAGUUAGGGUGCGAGGCUGUGAGGGCCCGAUUGGGAGUGAGAAGCCGCGAGGUGCUCGUGGUAACGCUGACCGACCAAACCGGAGAAGAUGAGGCGCGCGGCCGGGCUGCUGCUCCUUUUGCGGAUGCUCGCGCUGCUGCUGCCGGCGCACGGUGAAGGAGUGGAUAUUGCAGACAGGGUGAUAUGGGCGGUCAACGCCGGCGGGGAGGAACACAUUGACAGUCACGGCAUCCGUUAUAGGAAGGACCCACUGGAGGGCAAGGUCGGGAAGGCUUCUGACUAUGGCAUGCGGCUUCCCAUUCUGCGAUCUAAUCCUGAGGACCAGAUCCUGUAUCAAACUGAGCGUUACAAUGAGGAUACCUUUGGCUAUGACAUUCCUGUCCGUGAGGAGGGUGACUAUGUGCUCGUAAUGAAAUAUGCUGAGGUCUACUUUGCUCAGUCUCAGCAGAAGGUCUUUGAUGUCCGUUUGAAUGGCCAUGUUGUGGUUAAAGACCUAGAUAUUUUUGAGAAGGUAGGCCACAGCACAGCCCAUGAUGAAAUUGUACCCUUCAGCAUCAAGAAAGGCAAGCUGAGUGUACAAGGUGAAGUGUCCACAUUUAAUGGCAAGCUGAGUGUAGAGUUUGUCAAGGGAUAUUAUGAUAACCCCAAAGUGUGUGCCUUCUAUAUCCUGAAGGGAACACCUGAUGAUGUACCAAAACUCCAACCUCAUCCUGGCCUUGAGAAAAAGGAAGAAUAUGAUGACGACGAUGAAUAUGAAGAAAGUGGUGAGGUGAAGAGGGCUGCAGGCACUAAGCACCGUGUACAGUCUGGUCCACGCACACCAAAUCCUUAUGCUACAGACAACAGCAGCCUCAUGUUUCCCAUAUUGGUGGCCUUUGGUGUCUUCAUCCCCACCCUCUUCUGUCUCUGUCGCUUGUGAGAUUGUGAGAGGGUGCAUUUAAUCGGACAGGGAAGAGUGCAAGAGACUUUGGGAAAUGACUGCUGGAAUUUAGAAGAAAACAAAAAAAAAAAUGCAGCAAAAGAUCCCAGAAAGACUUGCCUUGAAGCUCAAAGCUUGUUUGUGCCAGGGAGUGGGGUGGGUGGGAUAGUGGGAAAAGAAGCAUUGUGUGCAUCAAUUUUUAUUUUUUUUAUUUUUUUCUUAUGAGUGAGAAGGGGAGUGGGGGUGUGUGUGUGUGCACAUGUAAGUUCCCUCAGAUGAGUUUUGAAAAAGCAUGCUUUCUGUAUGCGUCACUGCAAACUGCUGAAGCAUUGUGCCUUAAAGACAGAACAGUGUGCUGUAGCAGUGGUCAGUGAUUGCCCAGAGUCUGCGUGCCAAAUAAAGAAGCAGUGGCAUGUGGCGUUUCUCUCCUGAGAGGUGAGUAGGAAUGAAGGUGUGGCCCUUGCCACAACACAACCCAUUGUAUAAUAUAAAUUUUUUUUUUUUUUUUUUUGUUUUUUAAAUGCUUGUAUAGCCAAUAUCACUGACAUGCAGUCAGACUUCCAUUGCCUUCCAUUUUGUCCACUUCUUGUCUCAUGCCAAAUCUCAUCAUUGUGCGCUUCUUCCUGGUUCUGCAUUCUAACAGGUGGGUUUUAUUGGCUGCUUUCAGGCAUGCAUGCCAAGUACCUGUGAGCAUCUUGGAGGCUACUCUUUGGUAACAGUAAAAUGAACUUCUGGUUAAGGGUAUGGGGUGUGUUAUAUUGGUAGAUAAGGGUUUUUUUGGAUUAGUGUUUCGUGUUAUGGGUAUGCAAGGGUUAUUGCUGGUAUCUAAUUUAUCCAGCACAAGUUUUACAUUGAGCCUUUUUUUUUUGUUUAUUUUUGUUUUUUUGUUUUUAUAUGUAAAGGAAGGCGAGUCAACUGUAAAGGGCAUUUUAGUGACCCCUCACCACAUAGUUUACCAAAUCUAGUGAAGCCAGUGUGGUUCAAUACUUGAGGAUGUUGCUACUGUGAUACCCCCUGUCUGUGGGGGGUGGGGGGGAGUUUUAUGAAUUGACUUUUUUUUUUUUUUUUUAAUGCAUUUUAACUAUUCAAAAAAGAGGCUUGCAAGUUAAGUUUGUUAGCCCAUACUCUUCACUUUGUCAUUGAAUGUCCGUGUAUUGUUCACUUUAAUUCCACUAGAUGUUUUGAUCUGGGGGAGAGUGUCAUAAAAUGACAGGUCACUUGUGGCCUCCCUUGCUCAGUGUAAAUUUCAUUAUAUAUAAAUUUGCAUGUGUGGUGAGGGGGGAAAAUAGGACUAGUCUUUCACAAACAUCCAUGAAUUAUUAAUCAUGCAAACUAGUAAUUUCUUAAUUUGGGGAGGUGAUAGAACACCACCGGCCAUGCCAAUUACAGGGGCCUCAUGUGGGAUGUGCUCAUUUGUGGUAAGACAUUGGAGACACGCUCUUACUCUCCCUCCUUGAGUUGACCUUCAAGUUGAGUUUGGUUCAGUAUCUCACUUCUAAAUAUUGAAUGCCCACUCCCAAUUUUUCCUGUAUCUUAACAUCAAUCGCCAUUUUAGCAGUUUUUCCCUCAGUGUUUGAUUCCAACCCUCGGGUGCCUCUGACAUUGGUUUUCAAACUCGUGAGCAGUGCUGAAGCAGAAAGCAGACGGAUGUGUGCUUUGGGAACUGGAAGUCCGUGCUGCAGAGAAGCCUUACUGGUAGCUUUACAUUGCUAUGUAACACACAUGCUUCUGAAUGGCUUGGCUGACCAACACCUUGAUGGUAAUCGAGGUUGUUCUCCUUAAAAUAACAGCUUUUUGUGCCCUGGAACAUUUUUUUUUACCUUUAUGAAUAUAAUUGAAUUUUUAAUAUAUCAAAUCACUGUUUUAAAUUGAAGGGUCUUACUGUGAUGAUCUUUUUUUGUUUUUCUAUCCUGUCCUGUAUGUGUAUUUAUAUUUAUACUUGCAUAUGUGCUCUGAGCUGAUCCACAGGGACUGAAUACUUUUGAGCAGCUUCAAGCCAAUGUAAGAGAAAUCAAAUGAACCGUACUGUAAUUUUUUUAACCCCACCCCCUCCAUUAAAACCCAGUUUAUCAUA